AUGACCAUCUAUUUUGAAGUGGCUCUCAUCAGCGGCAAGCGAGCCCGGCUGAGCGCUGAACUGGACACCUCCGUCGACAAGCUCAGAAAGAAGGCACAGAAGCUGCUUUGUGCUGGCCGGGGUUGUUUGCUCAGCAGCUCAGGAGGCAUUCUGGGAGGAGGAAUGAGUGUCAGCCAAGCCGGCCUUCAAAAAGGGGAUAUUUU
Molecule: messenger RNA, 203 nt
Organism: Symbiodinium pilosum
Lineage: Eukaryota; Dinophyceae; Suessiales; Symbiodiniaceae
Source: the annotation of a GenBank genome assembly